AUGGAGGACGAGGCCGCGGCGACCGCGAAGGAGAGGGAGCUUGCCCAGUGGGUGGAGUUCGCUGGGGAGGCCAGCAGCACCGGCACCGAGGCCCCUCUCAUUAAAGAUGUGGGAUGCGGAGACGCUGGCCUAGAGGGUGAAGAGGGCCAGGGCCUCGACGGUCGGUCAACCCCCGGCGAGCACUUCGAGUACGCCGCUGGUGGUGGUCCUUCCCCGGGGGACCCGGAGGACGUUGAUACUGUCAUCGAGGAGGUUGCCAGGGACGCCGCGGCCGAGGCUGACAAGAUUGCUGCCGAGGAGUCCGCCAAGGCUGCCGCUGAAGAGGCCGCCAAGGGGUCUGCUGAGGAGACCGGCAAGACUGCGGCUGAGGAGGCCGGCGAGGGGCCUGCCGGAGAGGCCGGCAAGGCCACCGCCGAGGAGGGAGCGGUCGACGACCAACCUUCCUCCUCCUUUGCUUCUGGCUCAGGCAGGUACCUGAGGGCCAAGUCUAGGAAGGCGGUGGAGGACAAGGGGGAGGCGGACCUCGAGGAGCGCGUCGCUGAGGCACAGGCUCGGUUCCGCCAGGCCCACAAGGACUUGAAGUCCACCCAGGACGUGCUGGCUGAGCGCAACCUGGAGCUCGUCAUGAAGCAGGCCGAUAUCGAGAAGGCCCAGGAACUGGUGGAGCAGCAGGCCGCCCAAGCCGAGGCUGCUCGGCACCAGCAGCAGGCUGCGCUAAACUCCCAGGAGGAGGACCUUGCCGCUCGCGAGGAGAAGCUUGUUGCGACACUCCACGGCAAGGACGGGGAGGUCGAGAAGCUUCUCGUGCAGCGGACCUAG
Messenger RNA from Aegilops tauschii subsp. strangulata, 819 nucleotides. The record is from RefSeq and is a predicted model, not a curated record. NCBI's taxonomy places the organism in Eukaryota, Viridiplantae, Streptophyta, Magnoliopsida, Poales, Poaceae.